Molecule: messenger RNA, 1430 nt
Organism: Lingula anatina
Lineage: Eukaryota; Metazoa; Brachiopoda; Lingulata; Lingulida; Lingulidae
Product: sorcin-like
Molecular function (GO): calcium ion binding
Source: RefSeq, a predicted model, not a curated record
AUGUGUCAUGCCACCAUUUUGAAACUUGGGUCGUACGAUGUGUCAUGUGACUCCUGCGAGAUUGAACUUUACACGCGUGAUUUUUCGAGAUCCAAUAUGGCAGGCUAUCCCCCACCUGGCGGCUAUGGAUAUGGGCAACCUGCACAGGGCUAUGGCGCUCCACCCCCAGGGCAACCCUAUGGAGCCCCACCACCAGGGCAACCCUACGGAGCCCCACAGCCUGGGUAUGGUGGUUAUCAACAACCAGGUUAUGGUGCCCCACCCCCAGGGAUAGACCCCCAGGUAUACCACUGGUUCACCACAGUGGAUGCUGACAGAUCUGGCAGAAUCACGGUCACAGAGUUACAGCAGGCCCUGACCAAUGCUAACUGGAGCCACUUUAAUGCUGAAACUUGUAGGCUCAUGAUAGGUAUGUUUGAUAGGGAUCACAGCGGCCAUAUAGAUCUGAAUGAGUUCCAGGCCCUGUGGAAUUACAUACACCAGUGGAAGGGAGUCUUUGACAGAUACGACAGAGACAGAUCUGGAUCUAUAGAGUUUAAUGAGUUGCAUAAUGCAUUCACUGAAAUGGGAUUUCGUUUAUCGCCACAGUUCGCUCAAUUAAUCGUCACCAAAUAUGACGUCCAUGCACGAAGGGCCUUGACCUUGGACAAUUUCAUCCAAUCAUGUGUCCUCCUCAGAUCUCUGACAGACAACUUCAGGGCCAGGGACACUACUGGAACUGGAAAUAUUCAAAUUAGUUAUGAGGACUUCAUGUGCAUGGUGAUGCUAAACAAACCGUGAUUGGUGGAUUGAUGCUAAAAACUGGGUCAUGUUCACCUAUUUUUUAUUUUUGGGUCAUCUUAACCUAGUUUUGUCAGUGGUUUCUGUGUCAUUGUCACCAUAUGGAAAUGAUUGAUGAUGAUCAAUCCAUGUUAUUUUUCUCCUGAAAAGAUUUUGAGUUGGUAAACGUAUUUCAAACAUAAAAGGUAGUAUAGUUUUGCAUAUUUCAUCAGCUUUAGGUGUUGGUUUUGAACAGAAACGUCACACGUUUUUUCUUUACAGAGAAUGUGCCUAUUAGUGAAUCUUGUCCAGUUCUAUCUGCAAAACUUUUCUGUCCAAAUGCCACAUUUGUUCAAGUUGGAAGUUCAAUUUCAAGUUGGCAUUACUCUAAGAGGUUGAGUUACAUGAAUAUCAUCUGAACCAUCUUAUGUUAUUAUGAUGGUUACUUAAGAUUAAAGACAAUUUGAGGUGUUAGGUGAAACCUCCUUUUACUAGUCGAAGAUUUCUUCCUAGGAUUAUUUAAGAAUAUCUGCAAUCUGUUAUACAUAUUUUUAUGGAUACUUUGUUUUCUCUGUGGCAUGGCCUAUAUUUAUCUAUUUCCUUGGAAAAAAGUUACUGUAGCCUUACAAGGUUAAAGAAUGAAAAGGUCAUGAAAUGCAAAACCAAAAUUA